AUGGCCAACCUUGCCUCUGCAGAGAUUAAAGCCCGCCUGGAGCGCUCAUACGACGCGAUAGCAACCACCUACAACACCUGGGCCGUUAACCAUCCAUACCGAAACCCAACAGAUGACUCAGAAGCACCAACCAAGUCGGCGCUGGAGCUGGGCUGCGGCAACGGGUACCCCAUCCUCCAACACCUCUUUUCCGCCGGUUUGUUCGAUUGCAUUGUGGCAAACGACCUCUCCUCUGUACAGCUCAACUCGGUCAAGUCGGAACUGGAAGCGAAACAUGACAAUGCAGACUGGAGACAAGGGGAUAUGACAUGUCUGUCGUUUAACCCCUGCUCCUUCGACAUCAUCAUUGGCCUCUACACGCUUAUACAUCUGCCACGCUCCGAACAGCUGCUCAUGCUGGAGAAGAUCAGUCUCUGGUUGAAGCCGGGCGGGCUUGCCCUUGUCAACUUCAGCAAAGAGGACACGGAGGCCGACGUCAUUGAGGAGUGGCUGGGUCGCGAAGAGGGCUGGAUGUUCUGGUCCGGGUACGGAGCGGAUAACAUGCCGCGUUUGAUCCAACAGGUGGACGGUUUGGAGAUGGUGGUGGGUGAGCUCUGA
Molecule: messenger RNA, 597 nt
Organism: Podospora pseudopauciseta
Lineage: Eukaryota; Fungi; Ascomycota; Sordariomycetes; Sordariales; Podosporaceae
Source: RefSeq, a predicted model, not a curated record